ACGCCAUCCUGCAUGAGGUCAUGCGACAUCGACUACCUGCCCCUAUUGCCCUACCUCACUGCGCGACCAUAGACACGACAGUUGGUGGUUAUGACGUCCCAAAAGACACGAUGGUGAUGUUUAACCUGUACGGACUCCAUCACGAUCCAGCAUACUGGACUGAUCCUGAGAAGUUUGAUCCAACACGGUUUCUUGACGAGCAUGGCUCCAUCAGGCCCAAGAUGCCUAGCUUCCUCCCGUUCUCUGCCGGGAGACGUGUUUGCGUUGGAGAGUCCAUUGCUAAGAUAGAUCUGUUUGUGCUCUUCGCAUGUUUCCUACAGCGAUACAGCUGGAAUGAACUACCAGGGGAAGUUACUGACGUGGAACCGAAGAUUUCUGCGAUCGGAAUGGACAUCAAACCAUUUAGGGUUGUUAUAAAGAACAGGCUUUAAAUGUACAUGUCGCAAUCUAUGUGCAAGAAACACUAUUUCGUUAUAAAUUUAAUAAACAUGCAAUAACUCUUCUGUUAAACAAGCUACUUCAGGGAUGGCAAAAUGAAUGCAUGCCAUGAGUAUAGCGUU
Messenger RNA from Priapulus caudatus, 560 nucleotides. RefSeq names its product steroid 17-alpha-hydroxylase/17,20 lyase-like. Gene Ontology annotation, biological process: hormone biosynthetic process; progesterone metabolic process. The transcript is spliced from 2 exons. Lineage: Eukaryota; Metazoa; Priapulida; Priapulimorpha; Priapulimorphida; Priapulidae. The record is from RefSeq and is a predicted model, not a curated record. Gene Ontology annotation, molecular function: heme binding; steroid 17-alpha-monooxygenase activity; iron ion binding. The coding region runs from base 21 to 431 and encodes 136 amino acids.